UGAAGAGAGAGAUCUGUGUCUGCAGCAUCCGGUUGUGUUAGUUGUAGAAUGUAACGGGGAAAGAAGAAAUACGAAGAAAAAAAGAGAUCUGUAUCUGGAGUACUCAGCUAUGUCAGUACAAUGCAAAAUCCCUUGUGUAAAUGAAGGACAAAAAUCACCCCACUAUCCUGAAUGUAAUGAGAAUAUAAAACAUAAUGAAGAAAUAAAUUAAAACCAAGAAGUAUUACCAGAAGUGGGCAGAUACUAACAAGAAGAAAAGUGUAUAGUACAAGGAAUUGCGUAAGCCGACAGCUUAGUUUGGAACACAAAAAAAUGCACAAAGAUGUAGAAGAAGAGGAUGUGUAUAGUACAAAAAUGUUCGCAAGUGAAACACAGUGUCACAUUAGCUCUAAAAUAAAAAAAAUGCAAUUUCCAUGCAUGGAAUGUUGUAAGAAUUUUUCCUGUAGCUCAGCCCUCACUAGACACCAAAAACUUCAUGCUGGAGUGAGACCUUAUUCUUGCAAGGAAUGCAAGAAGAGUUUUGCCCGAAGUUCUCACCUAGUUAUACACCUACGAAGCCACACAGGAGAGAGACCAUUUUCUUGCAGUGAAUGUGGAAGGGGCUUUACCAGUAGUUCUACUCUCUCCUUACACCAGCGAACCCACACAGGAGAAAAGCCAUAUGCCUGCAAAGAAUGUAGUAAGGGAUUCAUCAGAGCUUCUCAUCUUGCACUCCAUCAGAGAACACACACAGGAGAGAGGCCUUAUGGAUGUUUGGAAUGUGGCAAAACUUUUUCAGACAGCUCAACACUUCAUAAACACCAGAGCACACAUACAGGAGAGCGACCAUAUGCCUGCAGGGACUGUUGGCGGAGUUUCACACGAAGUGCCAAUCUUGUGGCUCAUCAGAGAACUCACACAGGAGAGAGACCUUAUUCAUGUAGCGAAUGUAGCAAAACAUUUACUAGAAAUACACAUCUACUUAUGCAUAUGAGAACACAUGUGGAAGAAAAAUCCAUUCCCUGACACAACUGCAUUUGGAUACUUAUACCUAGCUGCAUAUUAAUAAACUUUUGUUUUAUUCUGUUAAUAAUGUUUUCCAUUUGAAAGUGAUGAAAAAAUAUAAACAUUUUAGUUCA
Messenger RNA from Bombina bombina (fire-bellied toad), 1118 nucleotides. RefSeq names its product gastrula zinc finger protein XlCGF49.1-like. Gene Ontology annotation, biological process: regulation of transcription by RNA polymerase II. NCBI's taxonomy places the organism in Eukaryota, Metazoa, Chordata, Amphibia, Anura, Bombinatoridae. Bases 313 to 1005 code for a protein of 230 amino acids. Gene Ontology annotation, molecular function: RNA polymerase II cis-regulatory region sequence-specific DNA binding; DNA-binding transcription factor activity, RNA polymerase II-specific. The transcript is spliced from 2 exons. The record is from RefSeq and is a predicted model, not a curated record.